Messenger RNA from Tigriopus californicus, 2739 nucleotides. RefSeq lists its product as uncharacterized. The coding region runs from base 328 to 2106 and encodes 592 amino acids. The record is from RefSeq and is a predicted model, not a curated record. Lineage: Eukaryota; Metazoa; Arthropoda; Copepoda; Harpacticoida; Harpacticidae. The transcript is spliced from 2 exons.
UUCUAAAUCCGCAACAUUGUACAAAACUAUGCGUUUAAUGGCUGAGUGAUUGGUCAUGACUGAUAAUGCAGGAUCAUAAAAGGGAGUUUUAGCUCUUAAUUUGUUCUUCCUUCGUUACCAAGACAUCCUAGCUCUAUUUAUUUCACCAUUAGCAUACAACUUUAAACUUUAGCUCUUUUUUAUCUCUGGCAUUUGGUCACCAUACUCAAACUGUCCUUCGUGCUUUGGUAAACGGGUUAUGAGGGUUGAUUCCUUUCCAUUUUUCCGAUCACAUGAACGUUAGGACCGCAUGUAUCCAGAUUCGAAAGUAAGGUUCAUCAUCCCAAUAUGAAUAGUAGUGAUCUGUCCACACUGGAUUUGAUGCUGGUUCCCUGUCUACCAACAAUCUUGAAUUCUCAGCCCCAAAACCACCCAACCAUUUUCCCCAUUGAGGACAAAGAAAUAGAGCCCGAGACUGAUGAUCUUUUGAAUUAUUUCGGGCCCAAUCUUUGGCAGCCAUGGUUGGAAUUCCAACCGGAAAAUUGCAGCCCAGAUCCUCAGAUCCUUUGCAAAGUCAAAGAAGCUCUGGAAGACGUAACAGAUGUCGGUUAUGACUCGAGCAUCAAUUCCUUGGAAGACAUGGAGCGACCUGAUCUACAACCCUUCUUCCCCAAGCCCACUUCUGCUUGUUAUGAAGAGAUUGAGGUGCCCAAAUUAGACUUGGACUCUGAGUUGUUUGGUCACGGUGUCUUGUAUCCUGUUUUCUCUUUGGAUCCGGAUGAUUUGGAUUUGAUGAAAGGGUGUAAGCUUCUCAGAAGGGCCAACAAAAUUUUGGAUGACAUGUUUGACAUCCCUGGAAAAAUGGCCCUUUUGAGGGUCUAUCCCCUUGAACCGUGCCUCGUUUCGCGAGAGUCGACAACAUACAAGGCUAACGAGAUGGUAAAUUUUAUAGAUGUAAUCGAGGAGCCUCCCGGGGCCCCGAAUUUUAAAGCCCUCUUAAACACGCUUCAUCCCGUCGAAGAAAAGCAUGGCUUAAUUGAAGAAGACGGCUGCAAAAUUAUAGAACAAGCAGCUACUGAAAUGAGACAAGUUUUCAGACAGUACUUAACAGGCAUUCGACAGGACUGUCAGACUGUGAUUAGGUCAAUCCUCAUUGAUGUGAUUGAAAAAGUUCCUUACAACGUUGAAUCCCUUGCCAUGGACACGUCGCUAAUGAUACAAGAAUCAACUCCACCGCAAAGUAAGACCUCUAAUGGGCUUUUGGGAAUAGGUCCUAGGGCUUUCAGUGAUCGUGAGCAAUUGGCUCGUCUGACAGCUGAAAUGCAAUUGGAAUCUAAUCCCAUUUCUCGUUUGGAGACUUUGGAGCAAAAAAGUAGCCUCGGGCCCAGGCGGAAUGAACGCACCAAAUCAAAGCAUUUCAAGACCAUUCGAAGUCGGAGCUUUGUUCAAUUAGAUGCUUUGCCAAGUUAUGCGAAUUUUCCAAUGGUCCACGCUGCCUCAAAGGAGACAAAAGACCAAACCGAGGACGAGCAAGAUCGUCAAAGCGCAUUAGAACAUAUCAGUGGUUCUUCGGAUUCUAAAGAAGAGUUGCAAUACUCAGACAUGCUCUCGAGAUCAAAAUGGAAUAUGAGCCCUGCCGGAGACCUUGCUCAAUUAAAGAACAUUCGAGAACCUCUUUCUGAGCAAAUGAGCCGUACUCAGAAGAGCCCAGUUCAGCCAGGGAUGGAUGAUCUUAUCAGCUUUGCCAAUUUUUCCUCUCGGGAAGUAAAACCUACCAUGACCACUUCAACUCCAAUCCAGUUGAAUCGGGUUAUUGCUUCCAAUCAAAGAGGUUGGUCAAGCACCAUCUUUCAAGAAUGCGCAAAAUCCAGCGGUGGUUCGGAGGCAAAUCAAGCUCGCUCAAGAAUUGUUGCUCGAGAGUUUUCCCCUUUGCGUGGACAUGCAUUUCCAGUUUUCAAUGCUUCAUCGGAAGUUCCACGUCCAGAAUUCGCCCUGCCUACUCCUUCAGCGUCAGGGUCUUCUCAAAUCGUACCCGUAGAGAGAGAACUUAAAGCUAUCGACAGACGACGACCCAAAAAGAAAAUAAGAUCAAAAUUGGCAUGUCUCGAUCCCUUUUGGGGACUUUGAUGAGGCCACUAUUUUUGAAGUGCAGCACAUCAAAACGGUUUCUUAGAAGGUGACAUGUGAAUAUCCUGGAUCUGAACAUUUGCAGGAAUUCGGAUCAUGUUCAUGAUCUGCUCAGCCACAUCUUCGGAUGUCAGGGACGGAACAUUCCUGACGAGCUCCUCUGCCUUUGCUUUGUUGCCAGGGAAUAGCGAGUAAAUAAAGUUUGUGGCCACCAUUCUCGGGCUGAUGGAGCACAUCCGAAUAUUCUUGGCAGGUUUCAUAUCCGCCACCUAAUUAAACGCGAAUACUUAAAACCCCGACUCAUUAUGUUACAAAGAGAGAGAAUUCUCACCUCAUCUCGCCAAGCUUGCACCAAUCCGGUAACCGCAUGUUUGGUGGUCGAAUAAAAUCGGGCGAAGGGAUGCGGAUGAACCGCAUGGCCAGACAUACUAUUGACCACGAUCACCUGUCCAUCCUCGACCUUUGGGUUAUCUCGCAUAGCCUUAACCGCCAAUUGGGUGCAAUGGGAGACGGCCAGAACGUUGACAUCGAGCAAAGCACGCCAGUCCUCGACAUCCGAGUCCAGCAAGUUGGUAUGACUGACAAUUCCGGCGUUGAGGAUGGCCAGAUCAAUGCGGCCAAAAUCGGCGAGAA